ACCCUCUGAAAACACGGGGAGGCUGCGGCCCAGCCAAUGACAGGGUGCAGCAUGCAGCAGAGGGGCGGAGAGCUGCCGGAGCACAAGCAAGAGAGCCAACCUACCUACAUGCUUAUUGUGUAAAUCUUUAAAAAGCAAUUAGCCGCAGCAUCAUCUAAACCUUCCCCACUGGCUGCCGUGAAACAUAUUUUUAGAAGGCAAGUGUUCUCAGGCGGCUCAGUAAAAGCAGGCAUCAUCAUCAUCCUCAGCCAUGACUGACAGGAAAGCUGUGAUCAAGAAUGCAGACAUGUCCGAGGACAUGCAGCAGGACGCCGUGGACUGUGCCACACAGGCCAUGGAGAAGUACAACAUAGAGAAGGACAUUGCAGCCUACAUCAAGAAGGAAUUUGACAAGAAGUACAACCCCACCUGGCACUGCAUCGUCGGGAGGAACUUCGGCAGCUACGUCACCCACGAGACGAAGCAUUUCAUUUACUUCUAUUUGGGCCAAGUGGCCAUCUUGCUUUUCAAGUCCGGCUGAGACGUUUCUGAUGGGUGUUGAGGAGUUUUUCUCCCUGAGCCUAAAUUGGAAAUGCACUGGUGGCUGAUGUCUCCCAUACACUAAUAACGACAUACCAUAACGAUGCAAAACCGGCCGUGCGCAAUUGCAUGGACUAUACACUAUUUAAUAUGUAUGUUACAGUAAGUUUACUUUUCAAUAGUUGCCAUUUGAAUGCAACUGAAGUAGUUUUUGUUGAUGCUGUUUAAAUUCUAGGUUGUAAAAGAUUUCAAUGUGGCCCUUGAUUGUAUAAUAAAAGGAAAGCUGUAGAAUGUAGUGGUGCAUCUGCUUUCCCUCACAAGUGGCAUUGCCAGUACUUGUAAUGAGCCGGUUUAGAUGGUACAAAAACAUACUGCGUGCACCAGUACAGCAAUUCAUCUUAAAGAUCAUGAAAAGAAGUUUAUUAAUGGAGCAAAUAUUUUAAUGCUCUACAGUUGUCUAACCAGUCACGUCUGGAUAUUCGCACGAUACAAACACUUCUAUUGUUUUCAAUCGGGAUUCAGAAAAGAUAGAAAUUUAAGCAGCCGUGUUCAGAAAAGAUGUCACAACAUCCGACGCGCUUGACGUUUUUGGAACCAACACAAACCAGUGAAAGCGUUUUCCUGGGAUGUUUAGUUUGUCAGCUCGUAGAUAUUCACUGUGAAGGACAAUGGCGCAAUCCAGGCUCGCAAAAACGGGCCACAGCCUGUCAUGUCUGUUGUAAUGCUACCGACUGGUUAUCGAAAUCUCCCAACUCACCCACCCGGCAUUUCCGUCUUAUAAUCCUGUGUUCCUGCAUGUUUGGAGGAUAAAAACCACAAUUUAUUUAACUGUUUCCGGACACAAACUAAAGCUCUUUGUUUAACUUUUGACUAUGUAGAUAACGGACCGAGCCGACGUGUGUCUUGUCUUGUUAUGAAGCAGCAUUAGCGAGGUGUUUUAGAUGAAACAUCCACCACGGCUACCUGUGUUUCAGAUGGUUGUGUCGUCUCAUGUGGCUUGUGAUACUUCCAAGAUUGCAUCACCCCACCCCCCUAAACCUUUAGUUUUGCAUUGCCAGUGUACUGCCAGACGUGCAGGAAAGACGGAGCGGUUGGACGUCUUAAAGCAACAGCAAGCGGGUUUAUCUGUUGUCUAUUACUGAUUUGGGUUUUUCAUUUAGUAAUGUCAGUAUAAUUAGUUUGAAAUGGCAAUGCACGAUGUUUGAAUUCUUAUUAAAUGUGUUCUUUUGGAGGACGGACUGGAGAGUUUUAGCCUACAGCUGGAUAACACCAGACUGAACUUUUAGCUUGGGUUGUUUUGUCGAGGGACGUCUUCCUAACUAUUGUCAAUGUAAACUGAUUUAGUAUUGUUUUCCUCUGGCAUGUAUUUUUGCUGUGUAUAUGUAGGAGCCGUUCCGAUGCUGUUAAAUUUGCACAAAACGUGUGCCUGUCAUUGCUCUCAACUGUAACUGGCUUGAGUACAAUUGCACUUCAUUAGAGAUAUCCAGUAGGUUGCUACAGAACCAAAAUCGUAUAAACUCGAUAAAAUAAAAAAAUAAUAAUUGUUGACUUAUUA
Messenger RNA from Mugil cephalus (flathead mullet), 2074 nucleotides. It is a transcript of the gene dynll2a, whose product is annotated as dynein, light chain, LC8-type 2a. Lineage: Eukaryota; Metazoa; Chordata; Actinopteri; Mugiliformes; Mugilidae. Gene Ontology annotation, cellular component: cytoplasmic dynein complex. The transcript is spliced from 3 exons. Bases 251 to 520 code for a protein of 89 amino acids. Gene Ontology annotation, molecular function: dynein intermediate chain binding; dynein light intermediate chain binding. The record is from RefSeq and is a predicted model, not a curated record. Gene Ontology annotation, biological process: cilium assembly; microtubule-based process.